UUGUGCUGGAAUACCGAAGCUGGCUAUCGCAAGCUGGGGGACAGAAAGUCCACCUGGCGAUGUGUCAAGUGUAAGCAAACUCACUCUAUUCAGUCUUCUUUAUCACCAAGGAUUGAAUCCGAUGCACUAACACUUAAGGAGAUAAGAGCUCUCUCCGAUAAACUGGCCCCAUUAGAAUGCUUUAAAGAUGAAGGCAUUGCCCUGAGAUCUGAAUUUUUUAAAUCUUCACUAAAUAGUACUAAUUUGGCGCUAAAACAAUUUAAUGACAAAAUUAAGGACUUUGAACAGCGUCUAGUACAGGUCGAGAAAGUACAAAAACAUGCUAACCUAAUUCAGACACGGUUAGAAAAACUGGAGCAGGAGUCGAACUCUGCGGAGCAAUGGUCAAGAAUGAAUAAUGUAGAAAUAAAGGGAGUACCUCAGACAAGCGGUGAAAAUUUGUUUGAAAUCAUAUCCAAAAUUGGGUCUAUGAUACAAUAUCCGAUUACAAAGACUCAGGUUAAUUUCGUCACGAGAGUACCAACCCGUGAGAAGGAGCACAACGAACCGAUAAUAAUCUGUUUCUGCAAUCGCUAUGUGAAGGAAGAUUUUGUGGCGGCAGCCAGAUAUGCAUCGAAGACUAGUCAUCUCACAUCAAGCAACUUGGGAUUUGUGGGUAACAACAGAAUUUACAACAACCCUGCACAAUAA
Molecule: messenger RNA, 690 nt
Organism: Parnassius apollo (apollo)
Lineage: Eukaryota; Metazoa; Arthropoda; Insecta; Lepidoptera; Papilionidae
Source: the annotation of a GenBank genome assembly